AUGAUUACUUAAUUACCGUAUGUCUUAUUGCUAACGUAUUCACAUGACACGAUUUGGUGUAAAAUGAUAAAAGAACAUUUUCAUAUGGUCCGUUUCGAAUAAACGUAAUGUGAGGAAAUGGCCAUUCACGAGCUAAUCUGUUUUGAUAUUUUUAUACUGUUUUGAUGUCUAAAAUGUACAUUUCAUUUGUAACAAAGAGGUCUAUAAUAUAUUUGUUUGUAAUACCGAAACUUCACAGUUGAACCAGGUUGUGGAAUAAAUUAAGAGUUUAAGUAAUCACACGGACAAAAUUCAACGGAACACUGACGCAUGCGCAUACCUCACGAUUUCAUUCGUUAGAAAAAACACCGGUAAUGGGGAAGAAGAAGGGACAAGGAAAAAACUAUAAAGAUGAUGCGCCUCCCGAGUUUACAGAUUCUCAGUGCCCCCACACGCGCAAGGGAUUAGAUCUGAGCCAGAUUAAAAAGGCACUACAGGAUGGCACGUUGAAUGCUUGCCAAGACUGUAAGGGUGGUGGAAAAGAAGGGGACAACACUGAGAUCGAGAACAUCGAGAGCCCAUUGAUUUGGGUUUGUCUGAAAUGUGGUUAUCGGGGUUGUGGAAGAUAUUCUGAUCAACAGCAUGCCGUUAAGCACUUUGAAAAACCACACUCGGACCCCCACUGCUUGGUAGUUAGUUUGGAAAACUGGAACAUUUGGUGUUACCUUUGUGAUGGUGAUGUGCAGUAUUCCAGCACCGGGCGGUUGUCACAGCUUGUAACUUAUAUUCAAAAGCAAACUUUUUCAGAACCAACCAGGAAAACUACAAAUAAAACUGUUAAAGAACAUGAAAACCAGAUACAAAAACUAGAAAACAAGAAUGAACAACAGAAGGACAGUAAGAAAGGUGGAACUGGAACGGAAGAAAAAGAAAAAGAAAAGCCUCACAAAGAAAUACCUCUGAAAAACACUAGUUUAACUGUGAAAGGAUUCAGCAAUCUUGGGAAUACAUGUUUCUUUAAUGCAGUCAUGCAGAUUCUAUCGCAAACUAAACUUCUAAGAGAGCUUCUCAAAGACCUGAAAAACAAUGAAACCACCAUCAAGAUUACACCACAUCUGUCUUCUGAGCUGGGGCCAAUCACAAUAAAUGUUGACAAACCAGGGCCUCUGACAUUGGCUAUGUGUCAAUUUCUCACUGAAAUUCAGGAAACCAAGAAGAGUGUUGUUACUCCCAAAGAACUGUUCUCCCAGGUCUGUAAAAAGGCUGCCCGGUUUAAAGGAUUUCAGCAACAGGAUAGUCAGGAACUCCUUCGCUAUCUGCUGGAUGGAAUGAGGUCUGAAGAAAUCAAGCGAAAAAGUGCAGGGAUUUUUAAAACAUUGAAUGAUUCUGGAAAACAAGUAGAUGCAGAAGAAUCAAAGAAGUUAGUAAAAGAAUAUGAAAAGAAGGGGGAGCUUCAGAACUUUGUAGACCAGGUAUUUGGAGGAGAGUUAACAAGCACCAUUAUGUGUGAGGAAUGCAAAACUAUAUCUUUGGUAACAGAGAUGUUCCUGGAUUUGUCUCUACCUGUUUCAGAUGAGGCUUACAGAAAGAAGUCGCUGAAGAAAAGUGAAAGAAAACCUAGCAUAAAUGAAGAUGAAGAUUAUGAUGUUUCUCCUGCAUGGUCAAAUAAUGCAGAUAAUGGAAUCCCCACUGCCACUUGUAGCAAAUAUCAGCUAAAGAAGGACAAGAAGCAUGCCAAAAAACAAGCAAAGAACCAGCGAAGGCAACAAAAACAUGAAGGAAAGGUGGGACUUGCCCAUGCAACUGAGCAGAAUUCUGAGGAACAUCAGAACGGUCAAGAGUCCUCAUCUCAGGGCAACCUCAGCCAGCCAGACACAGAGAACCUAACAGAAUUAAGUGUAUGUACUGACAGCAGUGAACCAGUGCUGCAGAAUGAAAAAGAAGUAAGCGAUACAGAGCUUUGUGAAGACACCAGCAGUGCUGGGCAUGACCAUGCAAAUGAACACACAGAAGCUGAAAAGAACACAGACGGUCAACAGUUAGACCCUCUAGAAAAUUCACCAGAACCAUCUAAUUCCACUACAGUAAACUUUAAAGAGUUCACUCCUGAUGAAAACCUUGUUCAAGGUUUAAGCAAAAUAAGCCUGAACGAUAACAUUGUUUGCCAUGACGAUAUAGAGUUAGACAUUGGUAACUGUGACGGUCCUUUUGAUGCCAGGGAAUAUACAGUGGCUAACCAAGACCCAGAGGUGGCUUUUUGUACUCUCGCUGACCGAGAACUUCCAGGAAAGCAAGAAAGUUCAACCCAAUCCUGCCUAUAUCAGUUUACACAAAAAGAGAAACUCACAGGAACAAACAGGCUUCGGUGUAAUACUUGCUCACAAAGAAAGUACAAGGAACCAAAAUCCAAUUUAGGUGACAAGAAGAUUGUGUACACUGAUGCCCAAAAACAGAUGUUAAUUUCUAUGGCCCCUCCUGUUCUUACUCUUCAUUUAAAGAGAUUCCAACAGGUUGGGUACAGCGCAUGCAAAGUAAACAAACAUGUGCAGUUUCCUCAGAUUCUUGAUUUGGCCCCUUUCUGCACGGUGAACUGCAAGAAUGUAGCAGGUGACAAAGGGGUACUGUACAGUCUGUACGGAAUUGUGGAACACAGUGGUACUAUGAGGUCUGGUCAUUAUACUGCCUAUGUUAAAGUCAAACCUAACUGCCACCUUUCAGAGCAUCUUAAUGGCAUGACACCACAAGUGUCAGAAGCAGAGUCAUUGAAGGGAUCUUGGUUCCAUAUAAGUGACUCAAGUGUUCAAGCUGUGCCUGAAAGUAAAGUACAAAACUCGCAAGCCUACCUCUUGUUCUAUGAGAGGAUUCUCCACCAGACACACGGGGACAAACACUGAACUGAACUUUUGAGCUGCUGAGAUUGCUACAGAAAGAAAAGGCAAUUGUUUCAAGAAUAUGCAUGACAGAGCGUUAUGCUGUUUGUUGUUUACACACUGAAUUACACCGUGUAACACAUUUUUUUUUUUUUGGUUCCUGGGUAGUAAG
Messenger RNA from Acipenser ruthenus (sterlet), 3021 nucleotides. Its product is annotated as ubiquitin carboxyl-terminal hydrolase 16-like. Gene Ontology annotation, cellular component: nucleus; cytosol. Lineage: Eukaryota; Metazoa; Chordata; Actinopteri; Acipenseriformes; Acipenseridae. Gene Ontology annotation, biological process: protein deubiquitination. The coding region runs from base 354 to 2873 and encodes 839 amino acids. The transcript has 18 exons. Gene Ontology annotation, molecular function: cysteine-type deubiquitinase activity; zinc ion binding; cysteine-type endopeptidase activity. The record is from RefSeq and is a predicted model, not a curated record.